This is a messenger RNA of Ostrea edulis (European flat oyster), 4647 nucleotides long. Its product is annotated as protein white-like. Gene Ontology annotation, cellular component: plasma membrane. The record is from RefSeq and is a predicted model, not a curated record. NCBI's taxonomy places the organism in Eukaryota, Metazoa, Mollusca, Bivalvia, Ostreida, Ostreidae. Bases 1621 to 3558 code for a protein of 645 amino acids. The transcript has 20 exons. Gene Ontology annotation, molecular function: ATP binding; ABC-type transporter activity; ATP hydrolysis activity.
UUUGUUUGGUGUUUUUUGGGUUGUUUUUUUUUUUUAAUUUAAUUUUUUUUAAUGUAACAGCGCUUUAAGAGCUGUAAUGUAAGAGCACUAAGUAUGUAAAAAAAAAAUGACAAAUUAAAAGCUAAUCUAAAAAGAUGCGUUUGGAGGUCCGCUUUAAAACUAGACAGUGAAGUACAUUGUCUGAGUUUAAAAGACAGAGAGUUCUAGAGACUCGAUGUGCAAAUAUACAACCAAUCAAUCAUUUGUCAUAGGUGGAAGAACUUGUCUCAAUCAUAUACAUCACAUUCAUUGAUGAAGUUACAUAUUAUGAAAUCAUGAUAUAUUAUGAGGUCAAGGUGAUGGAUCUACGAAACACAUUUAUAGAUGUUGUAGGAAUAAAUUAAUAGAAAAAAAAUAUUUGGAUUUUCCUGACUCUGUGCUUUAUACUUCCCAAUGCACAACAUGACCUAUUCAACAUAUCAUGAGCAUUCAAUUUACUUUACCAGCACUAAACAAAUAUUGUAUGUGUUGCUCUAUUCAUAUGUAGGGAUUUCAACAUAUUCACGAACCUUUGAUAAAUAUACGAUUUAGACAAUGUUGCAAAAUACUACAAUGUAGGUUCAUGACUCAUAAAAUAAACAAAGUAAAAUACUAAGAUACCAAAAUACAGAAUUUACAAUAUUUCAAAACUUGCCUGUAUUCACGAUAUAUAUCAGAUUAUAAAAUUAAAAAAAUGUGUACGUGAGAAUGAAAAAAAAUUCUUAAAAGAAAUCUGUAAUACCGGCGUGUAAUACCAUUGCAGCAGUACUCUUUAAUGGUCAAGUGAUUCUAAAGCGCAUGUCCAACAAUACAAGGCCACACUGACCUGACUCAAAUCACAAUGCCAAACAUUCUUUUUUGAAUAGUUCAUUCUAUAAAUAUUCGUAAACAUAUAGUAUAAACUACAUCUAUUACAAAGGAAAGGCAACAAUUUAAAAAAAAAAAAAGAUUUGAAUUUAUCGUUUAGAUAAAAUAUCCGACAACUUUCCCCCUGCGUUUUAUUGAACGCAAGCAAAUCGAUACCGAGUUCAUUUUGUGUAACAUACCCAGGUUGCAUUCCUGGAUUCGACAGGAAUUUUUAAGGAGGGAUAACACGCCAGAGAAAUUAGUAAUGCACCCAAAGCAAAGAGUAUGUACAUUCAUAUUUUGAAAAUCAAAAUUUCAAAAAUUUACUUUAUAUGGUAUAAAAUGUACAGUUUUAAUACUGUAUAGUCGCUUCGAAAAAUUACAUGCGAGAUUCGAGAGUAUGACCUACAUAUCCACAACUGAAUGCGUUAACCCGGAGUGAACCGGCUAUGCAAUAUAAAUUUUAAAAAAGACAACGAAUACAUCAUUGUAUCCACGAUAUCUAGCUAGUCUUCAAUUUGUGUUUCGAAAGGAAGUCAGCCAUUUUGACAGUGCGAUAUUCCUCCUUAAAGCACAGCAAACAUCUCUGGAGCUAAUUGCGCUGUCGUUUAAAUUUAUAGCACUUGAAAAUCCGUAAAACUUACCGGUCCACCCUACGGUAUAUAAAAGUAUCUAUGGAUUGUUCUUAAUUUGGAGGACUUGUGAUAAGUUGGAAGAAUUAACGAGUAGCACAUCUAUUUGAAGUGAACUAUAAACAUGAAUGGAACAUUCACAAAUCCGGGAUUUUCAGUAGAAGAUCCAGAACUAGGAUCGAAGAGGAGUCGAAAGAAUAGCGGUUUGGACGAGGAAUUGGAACCUGUGACCUUGACAUGGAAAGACGUCAAUGUAUACGCAUUGCCGAAAAAGGGCGGAUGUUGUAAUCGAGGGAAUGUUUCAUCCUCCCCAAAGCAGAUCUUGUCCAAUGUGAGCGGCAUGAUAAAACCGGGGAAACUAAUGGCUGUCAUGGGAGCCAGUGGAGCCGGGAAGUCAACUCUGAUGAACGUCCUGACCUACAGAAACAGGGGCUCCCUCAUCUUACAGGGAGAUAUACGAGUGAACGGGGUGGUCGUGGACAAAACCAAAAUAGCCAACAUAUCCGCAUACGUACAACAGGACGACAUGUUCAUAGGGACGAUGACAGUACGCGAGCAUCUGACGUUCAGGGCGUUACUGCGUAUGGACAAAAGGAAAAAUAAAGCGGAAAGACUGCAGACAGUGGAAGACAUUAUACAUGAGCUAGGCUUAACGAAGUGUGCAGAUACGAUAAUAGGAGUACAGGGCCGUUUACGAGGCAUUUCCGGUGGAGAAAUGAAGAGGCUGUCGUUCGCAUCAGAGUUGCUGACCAAUCCGCCCCUGAUGUUUUGUGACGAGGCUACUUCCGGUCUAGACUCUUUCAUGGCGUACAGUGUCAUCCAAGCCUUGAAAUCCAUGGUCAGAAAUGGCAGAACGAUUCUAUGCACUAUACAUCAACCGCCAUCUGAGGUCUUCGAAUUAUUUGACGAACUAUUCCUUUUAGCCGAGGGACGAGUAGCAUUUUCAGGCCCAAUUCCUGAAGCACUUGAAUUUUUUAAAAGCAAUGGUCACGCAUGCCCCAUGAAUUACAACCCCGCAGAUUACUUCAUUCUGACUCUUGCCAUUGUACCCGGGAAGGAAGCAGACUGCAGAUCCAGAGUCAAGAAUUUAUGUGACGGUUUUGAAGCAUCAGAACCAUUUAGAAAAAUGACAGAAGAAACGAACCAUAUUUCUGAUCACCGAGAAGUGUCACAAAGAUUUAUUAAAGACACCCUGAGCAAUUCUUCGAGGUACGAAGCCUCCUUCAGUCAACAAGCCAAAUCCGUUUUCUGGAGGAGCUGGAUAUCAAGCAUUCGUGAUCCACUCAUUGUUAGAAUCAAAUUUGUCCAAACCAUAUUUUUUGCGGUGAUACUAGGACUGAUUUACCUGAAAACAGACGAUGAUUACGACCAGGACGACAUCAUGAACAUCAACGGGGUCAUCUUCGUGAUCAUCACAAACCUAAGUUUUACCAACAUUUUCUCCGUCCUCAAUGUCUUUCCUUUAGAAGUUCCCAUUUUCUUGAGGGAGUAUGGAACGGGGCUCUAUGGGGUCGGUGUUUACUACCUCAGCAAAACAUUUGUGGAGAUACCUUUCCUGAUUGCCAUGCCUGUCAUUUUUAUGUCCAUACUUUACUGGAUGAGCGGUUUAAAUCACGAUGGUUCUGUGUUUCUGAUCGCCACAGGAAUAGCCAUCUUGGUAUCCAACACAGCCGCCUCGUUUGGUUAUGUGGUGUCGACAGCGGCGCCUUCAGUGACAGCAGCACUAGCUAUAGCCCCCGCUCUGAUGAUUCCAUUUCUCUUAUUUGGGGGAUUUUUUCUUAACAGUGGAUCUACCCCGGUUUACCUUAUAUGGUUGAAGUAUCUCUCAUGGUUUUCGUAUGGGAACGAGAUGAUGGUUCUUAAUCAAUGGGAUGGCGUGACCAAUAUCACUUGUAGUUCCAACACAAGGUGCAUUUCCCAAGGUGACACAGUCAUUGACAGUUUAAGCUUCGACAAGGACAACUUCUACUUAGAUCUGGGCCUCAUCUUUGCCCUGCUUGUGGGAUUUAGGCUGAUUUCAUUCAUAACUCUUUACAUAAGAGCAAAAAGGUCAUCAUCUUGAGACUCUCAUCUGUAAAAUGUUGUGUGAAUUUCUUCUCCCUGUGAUAUGGAACAUAGACAACAGCAUGCCGUAAACUUUGAUUCUUAACAGAUGGGCGUCACACGCCACGAGAUAAUAUAUACCUAAAAAAAAUCAUUGCCAUACCUAAAUUGAUUAAUAUAAUUAGAGAAUUCGUCGCUUGUCAUAGCUGACCGUGGCGCGAUUGUGAUAUAUACAUUGUAGUUGCAGGUACAUACAUGACGUCAUGUUCACUCCGAAUACCCUGCCUCUGAAAUUAUUUUUCAUUGCCUGAAAUUACAAUUCUCGUCGUUUACUACGCAUGACAAUGGUACCGUUGUUGCACCUGCCAACACAACAUGCACCUUUAGAUGUAAACGGGAGAAAAGCAACAUAGAAUAUAUGCAGUUACAAUAGAAGAAACGUACUGUAUACAGUGAAUUUUGCUAGCCUAUUAUACUUCAUUUUCAUUUCCCGAAAUAUGGCAUUCUUAUCUAUUAGGAGACAACUUAAUUAAUCAACACUUUAAAAAAAAACGAACAUAAAAAAAUGAACAAAAUAAAAUAAAUGCCUGCUUUAUGAUGAAAUCGUAGCUUGGUCUUGCGUGUUUAUGGAAAUAUACCUGAUAUUUACAUGUUUUGUAUUGAUCCACUAUAUGCGUGAUAUUUUGUACACAUGGGUGGGCGUUGGUCGGUCAUUUUAACACAAAUACAUGCCUAUCAAUCACAGGCACUUGUUUCAUACAUGAGUCUCCCCUCCUAUUAUUAAGGAGGGGGAACCAUGUAUGAAACAAGUGCCUGUGCUGUCAAUCUACAUAUUGUGCUGAUAAUUAUUUAAACAUUAGAUACUAAUAUAUGUAAGGAUGCACAUAAAUGUAAAUUGGCCAAAUAACCUAUAUAGUGUGUGGGCACUCAUCGAAUUUACUCUCUAGAUUUAGUAUGUCGUUAUCUGCCUUGCUUUAAUAUAAAAUAAAACGGCCAAUGCCAACAAGAGUGUUGAACCCGCCAGACAUUUAUCAUUAUGAUUUUUUUUUAUUAAUAGCAGCCAAUUAUAUUACAUGAUAUUAUAUGAUCAAAGUAAAAAUGAAGUUUG